AUGCGGGCAUCAGCUUCUACAUCAGCACUUCCCCCAGCUACUUCUGAUGCCGAGCAAAGAAAACAGCGCCUCAUAGAAUCGCGAAAAAAGUACAGUAACCGUAUCACACGUGGCAGCGAUUCCCAGAAUUCGUCAACGUUGACCAAUAAUUCGAGUUUGGUUCCAAGUUGCUACUCGCGACCACGAAUGUCCCGAGCGCCUUCCGAUUCGUCAGUUCAAAACAGAUUUGGCGGGAAAUCGAAUAUUCAAAAUUUGCCAUCGUCGUCACGUCAUCAGAAUAAUUCUCAGAAUUCUCGAAAUUUCGGCGAUGAAGAAUUCCGAAUCGAUCAUCGAUCAAUGGCAAUGAUCGAAUCGGGAAAUGUUGUCAUUCCGGCGCCGUCGCGGCCAUCUUUCUAUGGAACACGCCAACCUAGAAGCACAUUAGGAAGCAAUAACCGGCCGUUGCAAAUGGGAAAAAUGGGAUUUAGAUCUUCAAUGGCACCGCAACACAACGAAUCUCGUCCAUCACUUUUUCCAUUGGGUAUCAACAUUUUCACAGCUAGUGAGGCACAAAAAUCAGAGGUCGAAGGUUGGGUGAAAGAACGUUGCGACGCGAUGACGCCUGCGAAACCACGUGCAGUUUCGACGCUCGGACCAAUAGAUCUCACCAAAUCGACACAGAAAAUUGUGAGAUUCAGAGAGAAUUCAGAAGACCAGAAAGAAAAUUCUGAUUACGUGGCAGAGGCAUCGGCAACGAUGAAAAUGACACUGAGGUCGAAAAUCGUCGAAAACGCUGGAAAUUUCGCAUCGCCAGUGUCGAUUAUGAAGGUGGAACGAAAGAAAAUCGGUUUCGCCACGCCCAUUCCACCUGGUAUCAAAGGACGUAUCGAUUUUGAGGAGCAUGAUGAGGAUGAUGUAAAAAAUAAGAAUAUGAAAUCGAUGAAAAAUGAGAAAGCUGAGGAAAAAAUGACGAUGAAACAGACGAUUGUGAAGCUGGAAAAAAUCUUCAACACUAUCACUGCCAAUCAUUCCACGACAUCAGCAACACCUUCAGAACUCAAAUCGAUGGCCGAAUUCGCGGAAAAAUUAGCAAAUUUUGUGAGAACGCAAAAUCCAGAAGUGAUGGAAAAGAUGAAGAAGACGACAAGUACGAAUUUAGUACCGAUUUGUGAGGAUGAUGAUGAGGAAGAACAAGAAGAAGAAGAAGAUGUGGUCAUUGAGAAGUUUGGAAACUUGAAGUUUAUAGAAAUCUCUCCCCAAAAGCUACUCGCCACCCAACAGUCUCCAUCACCAAACCGCCCGAUUUCCACGAUGUCUUCGAUUCAUUCAUCGUCCUCUCCAGAAGACAUGGAUCGAGCGUUUUUGGACUGA
Messenger RNA from Caenorhabditis briggsae, 1350 nucleotides. Lineage: Eukaryota; Metazoa; Nematoda; Chromadorea; Rhabditida; Rhabditidae. The coding region runs from base 1 to 1350 and encodes 449 amino acids. The transcript is spliced from 6 exons. The record is from RefSeq and is a predicted model, not a curated record.